AUGGGCCUCAAGUACCUCGCUUGCGCCGCGGCCAUCGCCGCCGUCGCGACACAUCCUUGGCUAGCCACGGCCGCCUCCAAGGUUGAUGUCGAGGCCAACAUGACUGCCCUGACCGGUGGCGAACUCGAAGCGGAUUGGACAAACGUAUUCUACUCAAAAGAGAAGCCUCUACUUCUGGGAAACGAUGGAGGUGCUGCCACGGGAGGGUUUCACGCUUGGGAUUUGAACAGCGACUCGCCACUGGCCGAGGUCAAGUCCAUGACCACCGGUCGAACAAAGCUCAUCACGACGGUCUACAAUGUCACGGGGAAAGACUAUGCGCUUACGAUUGCGAUGCCGGACUCCAUCAUUCGCGUCUACGAGAUGCCGGGGUUUACGGAAAUUGAAUCAGCCCAAGUGACGAUGCUUGGAGAUUGGGCGGCAAUGUGCUCGUGGCGCACCAAGAGUCUGAACGACUAUGUAUUUCUUUUCGGUAAGACCGUGGUGGUGCAGUAUCUAGUUCGCCCAGCCAAGGACUCCAUUGAACUGGUGGAGGUUCAAAGCAUCCCGGUCCCAACGGAAUUCUCUGGCUGUGCGGUAGUGCAAUCUCAGGCUAAGAUGGUUGUCAAUGCCGACGAUGACAAGGAUGUUUACGUUUUCGAUCUCAAAGAAUCGACUAUUGCCCCAGAAAUCACCAAGCUUGGCGAGGCUGCACAAGAUGUGACUGGUAUUGCAACGUAUUUCUCGAAUUCUACUGGCACUGAAUACCUGUUUGUCGCCCAAGAAAGUAGCGUUGCUGUCUACAAGUACCCGUUCGACCUGCUCGGCAACAUCAAACUGAGUGGCCUGGAGGAUAUCGAAGUCCAGGGCCUCAGCAUCUACCAGGGAUCGACCUCAAAGUACCCCAGCGGCGCUCUUGGCUUUGCUGUUGAAGCGGAUAACGUUGCCGGGUUUGGGCUGGUGUCUCUGGAUGGAGCUCUCGAUGACCUCGGGAUAGAUGUCAACACUGCGUAUGACCCUCGGAAUCAGACUGAAAGCCGUACUCGCUCCCCGAUUUGCGACGCCUGUUCCUCCAACGGCUACUGUCAGGAGAACGCCCUCGGAUGCGGUUGCUUCGCUGGUUUCACUGGCGACAAGUGCGAUCAGAUCCAGUGCAUGAAUAACUGCUCUGGACAUGGCGAGUGUGUUGGGCCACAACAAUGCAAAUGCGAGAAUGGAUGGGGAGGUCUCUUCUGCUCGGCUGUGUUGGUUGAGGCUUCUUACGAAACCGACCAAAAUGGCGGCGAUGGAGAUGACCCCGCCAUCUGGAUAUCGCCAGGAUCAGCCGAGAAGUCCCGCAUCAUUACUACGACCAAGUCUACCGAGGGUGCAGGCUUAGGUGUUUUCGACCUGAAGGGGAAGCUGCUUCAGACUCUGCCGGCGGCGGAACCUAACAACGUUGAUAUGAUUUACGGCUUCCAGGCUGGAAACAGGACUGUCGACCUCGCUUUUGCUGCUUGCCGUGGCGACGAUACACUUUGCAUUUUCGAGAUGACAUCAAAUGGAACUCUGAAGGACAUCCCCGGCGGUAUCCAGCCUGUGCCGGAAGACUACAAAGUCUAUGGUUCCUGUGUGUACAAGUCUCCCACGAGCGGCAAGCAGUACCUCUUCGUCAACGAGAAGUCCGCCCGUUAUCUCCAAUACGAGCUGACGUCCAAUUCGAACGGGACUCUUCAGACCACUCUCGUCCGCGACUUCACAGGCGGUGCAGGGGGCCAAGUCGAAGGCUGUGUAACGGACGAGGAAAAUGGCUGGAUCUUUCUUGGUGAGGAGCCUUCUGCGCUGUGGCGCUACGGUGCCGAGCCUGACUCGUCGGAUGAUGAUGCCAUUCAAAUUGCUUUCGUGGGCGACGGCCAAACCUUCGCCGACGUGGAGGGCGUUACCCUCGUCUACGGCGUCAGACCUGAUCAAGGAUACAUCCUCGUGUCCAAUCAGGGCAUCAGUUCUUACAACGUGUACACCCGGGCAGAUCCUCACUACUACGUGACGACUUUCACAAUCCCCAAGUCGUCAGAUGGCCAGAUCGAUGCUGUUUCGAACACCGACGGCAUCACUGCGGUGGGAACACACCUCGGAAAGGACUUUCCUCACGGAUUGUUUGUUACUCACGAUGAUGCGAACCAACUGCCUGAUGGUAGCACCAGCACCGAAGCUAGCUUUAAGCUGGUGAGCUUGGAGAAGAUUCUCGGGGCCGAUAUGAUCAAGACUAUGAACCUUCUUGACGAUGUUGAUGCUAAUUGGGACCCGAGGAAGUAA
Molecule: messenger RNA, 2274 nt
Organism: Colletotrichum phormii
Lineage: Eukaryota; Fungi; Ascomycota; Sordariomycetes; Glomerellales; Glomerellaceae
Product: phytase
Exons: 3
Coding region: 1-2274 (757 amino acids)
Molecular function (GO): inositol hexakisphosphate 3-phosphatase activity
Source: RefSeq, a predicted model, not a curated record